Molecule: messenger RNA, 858 nt
Organism: Prorocentrum cordatum
Lineage: Eukaryota; Dinophyceae; Prorocentrales; Prorocentraceae
Source: the annotation of a GenBank genome assembly
CGACUCGCGGGGCCCCAUGAUCGCGCGUCUGCGUGCUGUUGCCUGAGGCUGGCGAGGCAGCGGAGUGGGGCGAGGUCGUCAUGGAGAGCCUCGACGGCCUGUUCGCGGCGGCGGGAGGUGACGAGCUGGCUGCGGUGCCCGACUCGCAGCCACACCAGAGCGGCGACAUGGUGGUGCAGGCUGGCCUCAUGGUCGUGGAGCCCUCGCCCCAGCGGUUCGCCGACCUCUGGGACGUGUGCUGCGGCGCCCGCCGCCCCGACUCGCUCGACAGCUGGAAGCAGCACGAGCAGGGCUUCCUCACCCUCUACUUCGACGGCGACCGAGGCGUCAACGCCUGCGGACCUGGAGAGCCCAGACCGCAGUGGAGGCUGCUGCCCGCCAAGUAUAACUUCAACGUGCGCUACCACUUGAGACCGCUGUAUACUGGGAUUACGCCGGCCAGCGCGGCCCUUGUGCACUUCGCCUGCUGCAAGCCGUGGGACCCCAAGCAGCGGCACUAUGCCCCGCCUGCGUACGUGGAGCUCUUCCUGGCGUUUGUCCGGGCCUUGGGCCUGCCAUGGACCCCCGGCCUCUGCGCGAUGGACGAGCUGAGGGAACAGGAGCAGCAGCGGAAGAUGCAGCAGAUCAUGCUUGAGCGCCAGGGCGAGCCAUGAAGCCCUGUCCAAUCUGCCGAUUUAAGGCUGGCGAUCCGGAUCGCACCUCUCCCGUCGGUAGAGCACUUUGCCCAGCCUGGCUGGCCGAGCUUUCUUUAAGACAGAGUGCCUAGAGCGACUUCGAUUCAUUAUUUGCCCGGCGCCGUCGAAAGGUCGGAAGCUAGGGUUGGAAGAAUUGUCGUUGGAGCGGCGUGGUCCAGUACAA